AUGAGCUCGAUCCCUCCCAAGUCCGGCCUCCAACCUCAAGGACAGAGUACCUCGACCCAGGCCCCCUCGCACUCUUCCUCUCCAUCACUUAGUGGGAAACCCUCGCCUCAGGUGCCGGUUCCCACCUCCUCUGCCACCUCAACAACGGCGCCUCGUUCCUACGCUAACGCGACCAAAAAGUCCGCGACGGACUCGACCGCCGCUCCCGUCACCGUGGGUGGCUCAUCGCAACAUGGGAAGUCGACCUCAACUUCUGUGAGCGGCAAACCCAUGCAGCAAUCUCAGCCUCCGACCAUCGUGAAUGGUGCUCCGGCUCCAGGCCCUCAAGGCGACCAUUCCAAGAAGCCCUCUGUGACUAUCACGGCGGCCUACGUUCCCAACCAGGGCCAAACCGGUCGCCCCAAUAGCCUUCAGUUCGGCUUCGCCAACCAGCAGUCCUCCCCGAACAUGGGUAAUCCCGCUGUCCUGGCUAACCAGCCUCAGCCUGGCCUGGGUGUGACCCCCCCGAUGAAUCCUCGUGCGACCUCUCCCCAGACUUCGCCCUCGCCCAUCCCUCAACCCGCCUCCAGUGGUGGCAGACCACCGCCAUCGUCAUACCAGGCUCAGGUGAACUUUGGCAGCUUUGGUGAUGCAGGUGACAAUGUAAGUGCUCCUCUUGGCCCCGGUCCUCAGUCGACCCAUUUGCGACGCGAGUCCUCUCAGUCGACACACAGCGAUAUGAGCAAUCAUAUGGGAAGUGGCCCAGGUCGUGGUGGUUAUCCCUAUCAGGGUGGCCGUGGUCGUGGACACUCGCAGUCCAGCCAUCAGGGUCAGAUCCCCUACUCACCGACUCCCAACUUCCGAUCGACUCCCAGCCAGCCUCGAGGUGGUCACAACAUGGGUCCUCAGUUCCAUGGCCCCAACCAGGGUCGACCUAUGCCUGGAUUUCCUUCACCGCAAGCAAGUCGCAGCCCAGCGCUUGCCAACUCACACCCGGUGACUCCCCAGAUGAGCCAGGUCCCUAUGGCCCAUCCUCAGAUGCCCCCCCAGCCUUAUGGCACCUAUCCGCAACACAUGGGCCCCCAAACAGUGAGACCCCAUCCCUACUCCCAAAGAUAUGCGCGUCGUGGUCCCUUUCCCAAAAGGAAACAAGGUCCCCGUACUCUGGCGUCCCCAAAUUCGCCUUUCCCUCAUUCCCAAAUCUCAUUUCCUCCCCCAAACCUUGCUCCGGAGAGCGGCCACUUUGAGCAUUAUCUGACAUUGAUGAAACAUAAUCAGGCGUACCCCUACGAUGCUAGCUACGGCUACUACCAGAAUUACCAGUAUAUGGCCCCUCCCUCGCCACAGACCCGUCCCAUCCCCUACACCCAGCCGCCCUACAUGCAGGGUCAAUAUCCCGUCACCCAAGGCCCUCCACAGGCCACCUCCUUGUCGCGAUCCCCCUCUCAGGUGUCCGCCAGUGAGCGCUCCGGUUCGAGUCUCGGCCAGGCACAGCCUGCUGCCAUCCCCUCGACUCCCGGCCAUGCACAGACUCCGAGCCGCUCGUCGAACACCCCCGCCACGAACAAGUCCCCCUUCGUGCUGCCGCAGCAAAAGAGAAACCCCAUCACCAUUCGCGAUCCUGACAGUGGCAACGUGAAGACCUUCGAGAAGACCCCUGCAUCCCCUGCGCACGCUGCUCCAUCCCCCGUGAAGCAGGCGACGCCCACCUCCACUCCUCCUCCACGAACCGGCAGCAGCACCGAUCAUGCUCGUUCUCAGUCCAAGUCCGUCAAGACGGACGAGGAGAAGAAGCAGGAAUUGAAGGAUGCCGUGUUGCAGAAGAUGCAGCAGAGCGAAGCUGAGCAGCGCCGCAAGGCGGAGGAAGAAGAGGCUGCUGCUAAGCGAAAGAAGCAGGAAGAGGAGGAAGCUGCCCUCAAGAAGCAGCAGCAGCAGCAGCAGCAGCAGCAGGAGGAGGAAGAGGAAGAAGCUGCGCGCCAGAAGAAGGAGCAAGAAGAGGCCGCUAAGAAGCAAGCUGCCGAGGAAGAGGCUGCUCGCAAGGCUCUGGAGGACCUGAACUUGAAAGAAAAGGCCAAGGAGGUCGCUGCCGAAGAACCCGCUAAGCCUUCUGAGCCUGUUCCUGCCGCGGAAGAAGAGGAGAUCGAUUUUGACGCGAUCGAACGCGAGCUGGCUGAACUUGAGGCUCAGGAGGCUGCGGCCGAAGCCGCCUAUCAAGCCAAGAAACAAGCCGAGAAAGAGGAGCGGGCGCGCAAGGAGAAGGAAGAGCAGAACGCUUGGGAGGCCAACAUGAAGCAGGCUGAGCGAGAGGCUGAAGCCGUCGAGGAGGCCCGUAUGAAGAAGCGCGAGGCUGGUGUCAGCGACGACCAGGGCAACAAGGACUUGUUCGCUUCACUCAAGAAGGGUGGAUUCGCUGCUACUGAGACCAGUACUCCCGCCGAUAGCGGAACUGCCACCCCAGUCUCCGAUGUCUCCAUGGGCCCCCCCGCCAAACCUGCGGGUGCCAAACGUGAGAAGCCUGCCGCGCUCAAGUUGGAGACCAACAAGUCCAUUGAGCCACCUCAGCCAACUGCCGGUAUGAAGUCGUUGCACUCUGCUCGCUUUGUGGAUGAUCUCAGCAAGAUCAACUACCCUGCGUCCAUUGUUUCCCCGAACCCUGCCCUGAACGCCAGCGCACCUGCCGACCGCAAGUUCCACUACAACAAGGAGUUCUUGCUGCAGUUCCAGGACGUUUUUAAGGAGAAACCUUCUAUCGAUUGGGAUGCGCGUGUGCGUGAGACCGUUGGUGAAACCGAUUCCUCCCGCCCUGCCUCUGCCCGCACCCCCAUGGCACGGAACCCCUCGCGUGGUGGUGCUCACCAGCCCGAUUUCAGGAUGGGCAACUUUGGUCAACCCCCAAGCUCGAACAGCCUGCCUCCUGGAACCACCUCCGAACAGCGCUUCGCCCUCUCCAACGCUCGCUCUAGCUCCAUGGGCUCCAACGCCUUCGGCCAGUUCACUCGUUUGGGACUGGGUGUAGGCGCUCCAUCGCUCAGCCGCACCAACUCCGCUCAUGCCAUGCACCCCGGUAUGCCCUCAUCUCCCCGUGUUGGUUCCAGCAACCGCUCUGGUACCCGCACUGGCAGCAAGCGGGAUAAGCAUCAAGCGAAGAAGGAGGAGGACAUGGCAAAGUCCAUGCCACUCACCCAGGGAAUGGAGAUCAAGACCCUUCAAAUUUCUGCUUCCGGCUGGAAAGCUCGAUCGCUUGGACAGCCUACCGCUGCUGGCCCUACUCCUGGUGGCGGUACUGCACACAUGGCUCCCGACGUGGUGCAGCGCAAGGUCAAGGCGGCUCUGAACAAGAUGACCCCGGAGAACUUCGAUCGUAUUUCUGGUCAAAUCUUGGAGAUUGUCUCUCAGUCCAAGGACGAAUCCGAUGGACGAACCCUGCGACAAGUCAUCCAGCUUACCUUCGAGAAGGCCACUGAUGAGGCUCACUGGGCAUCGAUCUAUGCUAAGUUCUGCAAGAGUAUGCUGGAGAGCAUGAGUGCCGAGAUCAAGGAUGAGAACAUCCGCGACCGCAAUGGCAACAUUGUUACCGGAGGUAGCCUGUUCCGCAAGUAUCUCCUCAACCGUUGCCAGGAGGAGUUCGAGCGUGGUUGGAAGAUCAACCUGCCUCCUAAGCCUGAGGGAGUGACCGAGGAGGUUGCUAUGAUGUCGGACGAGUACUAUACUGCUGCUGCCGCUAAGCGCCGUGGUCUUGGUCUCGUCAAGUUCAUUGGUGAACUUUACAAGCUGGGCAUGUUGACAGAACGUAUCAUGCACGAGUGUGUAAAGAAACUGGUUGACUACGAAGGUGUCCCUGAUGAGGCUGAGGUUGAAAGUUUGACCAGUCUCUUGCGCACUAUCGGUGCCAGUCUGGAUGCAUCCGAGAAGGGCCAUGCCUUGGUGGACGCCUACUUCCACCGUAUCAACCUGAUGGUCCAGAUCCAGGGUCUUCCUAGUCGAUUGAGAUUUAUGUUGAUGGAUAUUAUUGAUUUGCGUUCUGCACGCUGGGUCUCCAAGGACUCCGAUAAGGGCCCCAAGACUAUUCAUGAAAUCCGCGAAGCGGCUGCUCGUGCUCAGCAAGAAGCUGAGAUGGAACGUAUUCGCCAGCAAGCAACCCGCGGCGGCGGCGGUCGUCCUACUAUGGGCCGUGGCGAUGCUCGCAGCUUCUCCUCAGGCUACGGACAGGCCCCUCCUCCUGAUUACGCCUCUAGCAAGGUUGGAAGUGAUGACCUUCGCCGUCUGCGCACUUCUCGCAACACCAACCAGCCUAUGUCUUUCGGACCUUCUAGCAUGCUUGGCUCCCGCAGCAACAGCGGGCGCAAGAACCUUGGCCCUGGAGGCAACUUGGUUCGUGGUAGCGAUGACAGCGGUGCCAGCAGCCGGACUGGGACGCCCCCUGCCGGUAAGAAGGAAGACAAGGAGGCAGCGUCCUCGAUCAACGCCUUCAGUGCUCUUGCCCAAUUGCAAGAUCAGGACAACAUGGCCACCUCUCCCCCAUCCAACCCUACCUCUCCUCUGCUGACGAAGUCGCAACCUGCGGUUGAGCGCCGACCAUCAAAAACCCCAUCGAAGGACGGUGAGGAAACAUCAUAG
Molecule: messenger RNA, 4596 nt
Organism: Aspergillus ochraceoroseus IBT 24754
Lineage: Eukaryota; Fungi; Ascomycota; Eurotiomycetes; Eurotiales; Aspergillaceae
Product: putative eukaryotic translation initiation factor subunit eIF-4F
Exons: 5
Coding region: 1-4596 (1531 amino acids)
Cellular component (GO): eukaryotic translation initiation factor 4F complex
Molecular function (GO): translation initiation factor activity; protein binding; mRNA binding
Source: RefSeq, a predicted model, not a curated record